AUGGAGGCCAUGGCUUCGGGCCUGCCCACGAUCGCCACCGGCUGGGGCGGCAACACGGAGUUCAUGCACGCGGGCAACGCGGUGCUGUUGGGCUACCGGCUCGUGGGCGCGCCGCACGGCGCCGGGACGCACAGGUGGGCGGAGCCCGAGCGCCCAGCUCUGCGGCAGGCGAUGCAGGACGCGGUCACGCGCUCGGCCACCCUCCGAAGCCUCGCGGAGCACGCCUGCGAGGGUGGAACCGACGCCGUGCUCAGGCACGCUGUUGCGAAGCAGCAGCGGAUGUCCUCGAGUCGCGGCUUCACUUCUGCUCACGCGUAUGCGGGCGAGGCUUUGUGCCUGUCGCAGGUGCCCCCCGCGAUCUCUGUGGCCCCCGAUGCGCUCGAGAGUCCAGCUGGCUGGAGUGACGUUGCCAGCCUGCUCCAGCCGCUGGAGCAGGGGCUCCUGCCGUCGCUUCGCAAGCCGUCUCCGGACAUCUUUGAUCAUGGAGUUGCCGGCGUCUUCUCCGCAGUAUCCACAUCGAUGGCCGGCGGCAAGGGCGUAUCAUUUGGCCCAGCGGCCGCGGAGAACGAUGCCGAAGAGUGGCCAGCCGGAGGUCUCCGGCCUGACAGAAAGGGGCCGCGCGAGGCGCAGUCAAUCGGCGGCGACGGGGAGCACUUCCUGUGGCGCGUCGCGCAGCAGGCAGACGACCCCCCAUGCCCGUCCGACGGGCAGGCGCCGCGGGCCCCCGAGGAGGCCUUCGAGCUGGUAGGCGGCGGCGACGCCCGACCAGACAGCAUGGAGGCGGAGUUCGACGGCGUGGUCGUCUGCGACGGCUCGAAGUUGGGCAGCUCGCUGUGGGCCUAG
Molecule: messenger RNA, 843 nt
Organism: Prorocentrum cordatum
Lineage: Eukaryota; Dinophyceae; Prorocentrales; Prorocentraceae
Source: the annotation of a GenBank genome assembly